This is a messenger RNA of Darwinula stevensoni, 432 nucleotides long. Lineage: Eukaryota; Metazoa; Arthropoda; Ostracoda; Podocopida; Darwinulidae. The record is from the annotation of a GenBank genome assembly.
AUGCCUAGGUGUGGACCUGAGAAACUGCAGACUAGUGAACAUAUUUUGGCCAAGAUGAACGAGUCUAGAAAAUAUCGAGCACUGUAUGCCUUCAAGUCGCACAAUGUGAAUGAACUGAGCCUCGAACUGAAUGACAUAUUGGAAGCAUACCCGCCUUUUCCAGACUUGGAAAGUUUGGAGGCUGAGCCUGCAGGAGGAUGUUAUUUGAAGGGAAGAAACCAAAGAACUGGAGACAUUGGCUAUUUCCCUGUGUCUCAUGUGGAAUGGAUAAAAGAUGAGACUUGCUCACAAAUGCCAACAACUCCCCGGAAGCCAAGCUUGCCUAGUGAUGUCAUUGAAAGUAAUGACUCUGGUUAUGGAGGAUCACCACGUGAAGCCAUGGAGCAAGGUCGAGCUGAGCUCAGGAUGAAUUUCUACGUAUCUGGGUCGUGA